UACGCGCCGUGAUUCCGUGAAGCCGUAGACGUCUCGGGCUCUCAGCGCAGAGCUUUGCCAAGAUUCCCUCUCUCCGGCGCCACCACCCUUUUUCUUUCUCCUCCUUCCCUCCCUUCCCCUACAAAAGCCGCGAGAAGCGGCGGAGACGAGGACUAGGAGGAGGACUACCCUUUUGCGCCUGGGCCCCUCCCGCUCUGCCGCAUUCGCGUCCCCGACCCGCUCGAGUAGGAGCCAUGGGCCUGGAGGAGGCGGGGCGCGCCGCCGCCGCCACCGGCAAGAAGCUCGCGCUGGCGAGCAUCAGCUUCGCGGACGUCCGCGUGGGCGCCGCCGGGGGCGCCGGAUACAAGGACGACCUGCUCGUCGUGGGGCUGCCCGUGCCCAAGGAUGACGGCCUCGACGUCGUCGGGGACCUGGCCGUCAGGCUGCCGGAUGUAGGCGCCGCCGUCAGGACUUUUCUGAGGAAUAGAGAAGUUGCGGAAUUCGUCAGUGGAGCAAUGGCUGGGGCAAUGACUAAGGCUGUUCUAGCUCCUCUAGAAACAAUCAGGACAAGAAUGGUUGUUGGGGUAGGAUCAAAACAUAUUUUUGGUAGUUUUGUGGAGAUCAUUGAACAGAAUGGCUGGCAAGGGCUCUGGGCAGGCAAUACUAUAAAUAUGCUCCGGAUCAUCCCAACUCAAGCAAUUGAGCUUGGAACAUUUGAGUGUGUCAAAAGGAGUAUGGCAUCUGCACAAGAGAAAUGGAAAGAGGAUGGGUGCCCAAAGAUACAACUUGGCAAUUUGAAAAUCGAGCUGCCAUUUCACUUAUUAUCACCGAUUGCCAUUGGAGGUGCAGUUGCUGGAAUAGCUAGCAGUUUAGCGUGCCAUCCUCUUGAGGUUCUUAAGGAUCGUAUGACUGUCAAUCGCGAGGCUUAUCCUAGUAUUGUUAUUGCCUUCAACAAGAUUUACCGCGCUGACGGCAUUGGUGGUCUUUAUGCUGGCCUCUGCCCAACAUUAGUUGGCAUGCUUCCAUAUAGUACAUGCUACUAUUUCAUGUACGAGACAAUCAAGACUUCUUACUGCCGUGCACAGAAAAAGAAAUCUUUGAGCCGUCCUGAGCUACUGGUUAUUGGGGCUGUUUCAGGCCUAACUGCAAGCACAAUCAGCUUCCCUCUGGAAGUGGCAAGGAAGCGGCUUAUGGUGGGAGCCAUACGAGGGAAGUGCCCACCCCACAUGAUUGCGGCAUUAGCUGAGGUGGUCCAAGAAGAGGGCUUCAAGGGGCUUUUCCGAGGAUGGGCAGCGAGCUCCCUGAAGGUCAUGCCGACGUCUGGUGUCACUUGGAUGUUCUAUGAGGCAUGGAAGGAGAUCCUAUUGGCUCCCCAGCUCCAUGCCUAGCAAGAGCACGCAGCUCAACAAGGGCAUUGGCACUGAGACAGAAUAAGUUUGUUCUGCUGUGUGGGAUUUCCAAUCUUUUUCUCUUUUCAAAUCCCACAUGUGCCAAGUAUCUAGGCAAAAAAGGCCAUCUUGUGCGGUUUGGCCGAUGAUUAGAAGCAUUAGUUUGAUUAUCCUAUGCUAACCUGGAUUGUCUAAUUACUAGCAACUGUUAACAGAAAGGGUAUGCAUCGGCCCCAAUCAUUGUUGUGAACACUAAUAAAUAAAUAAGUUACCUCUUC
This is a messenger RNA of Setaria italica (foxtail millet), 1645 nucleotides long. Its product is annotated as probable mitochondrial adenine nucleotide transporter BTL1. Gene Ontology annotation, biological process: transmembrane transport. Lineage: Eukaryota; Viridiplantae; Streptophyta; Magnoliopsida; Poales; Poaceae. The record is from RefSeq and is a predicted model, not a curated record. The coding region runs from base 234 to 1367 and encodes 377 amino acids. The transcript is spliced from 5 exons.